CCCUCCCUCUCUCUCUCGCUCUCUCCCCACUCGCCUGCUCUCUCUUACAUACUCACACAGAAGAACACACACUUGCUCCUCAGACUCUCACCACCGCGCUCUUUUGCCGCCGCUCCUCGUUCCGCCCUCGGCCGUCUCCCUCCGUCGCCUCAUCACUAAGGGCAGCGCCAUCAGCGGGCCGGGAUGUGCGGUUGACAGGGGGGACGGGGCGGCUCACCCCAGUUAGAGAGAUCGUCGUGGGGUUUAUCCGCGAGGAGGCACUUUUUUUUCCUUUUUUUUUUUUUUGCUCAACUUCUCUGAUGGGAGAUCAACUGACGGCAGGCACCUGAAUCAAAUACAGAAAGACAGUGGAUCUCCAAACACGUGGAGAUGGUGUUCGUAAAUAAAGAUUCCGAUAGAAAACCAUAACGGAACGAAGCAGGAAACACAGUUGUGACAACGAUGCGAUCGUCCCUGCUUGCAGGUACGCUCUCCCAGAGCCAGGUCCACCCGCUGCUGGGCUCCCUGGCUCUGCCCGCUCGGCCCUUCCCGCCACGGACUCACGCCCAGCUGGAGCACUUCCUGCCGCUCAGGAUCAACGGCUCCUCGCCGCUCAGCCUCUUCCCCAAUUUCAGCACAAUGGACCCGGUGCAGAAGGCCGUGAUCAACCACACCUUCGGCGUGGCUCCAUUGCCCAAGAAGAAACCCGUCAUUUCCUGUAACAUCUGUCACCUGCGCUUCAACUCCACCAUCCAGGCGGAGGCCCACUACAAAGGUCACAAACAUGCUCGCAAGAUGAAGGCCUUGGAGACGCAGAGGAACCGGCAGAAGAACGGCCACAGUCCGUCAGCAACAGGGAAAGACGGAGGCCGAGAGAGGGGGACGAUGGGAAGAGAAAUGGUGCCCAUAGACUCCCAUUUGAAAGACAUAACAGGCCUAAGUGUUACAUCUCAACCGGAAAACCUCCAGGAACCGUUGCUAGCACCCACCGCGCCCUCACAGGCGCCGCCCACAGACUCCUCCUCCCCCCUCUGCUCGCCUCAGCUCGCCCCUCGAGACAACCCACCUUCAGAUAGUCCUCCUGCGGGAGGGUGCAGCCUGGCGCCCGGCUCAGCCACGCACUCCGAUCCUCAAGAGGGCACCGCGGGAGGUGAGAAGGAGGUGGAGGUGGUGAAGGGGGAGGAGGCCGAAGAGGCCAAGAGCGACAAAAAAACGCAUCACUGUCCGACGUGCAAAGUGACCGUCAACUCCAGCUCCCAGUUGGAGUCUCACUGUAGUGGCUCGAAGCACAAGCAGAUGCUUGACGGCCACCGCAGCGGCCACUCCCAACGCAGGGUCAAGAUGACAUCAUCGCCCAGGCCCACCAGCCGAAUUCGGCAGCGAAUGAGCAACAAGACCAGGGCGGUUGUGGGCGUAUCCAGCAAGCCGUUCAACUGUGAAUUGUGCCAGGUGUCAGUCAACUCAGAUUCACAGCUGAAGCAGCACAUUAGCAGCAGGAGACACAAAGAACGUUUGGCUGGGAAGCCUGUCAAGGCGAAGUUCACACCCUAUAGUAAACUACAGUCCAGUGCGAUCUUAGCGACUAAACUGGCCUUGCAGAAGCAGCUGUCCAAGGCCCUGCCGGCAGGGUUCCUGACCAACCACCUCAAUCCAGCUGCUUUGUGCACCAUGGCGUCUGGACCCUUGGCGCUACGGUUCCCGCCGGGUCCAACAGCCUUCAUCCACGGCCCCCUGAUCAGCCCCACACUCUUCAGGCCUGCUCCGGGGCCUCUGAGGGCCACACAUGGACCGAUUAUCUUCUCUCCUUACUAGCAAUGAGCCACGCUGGGCUAGAGGACGUACAGAAGAGUGGACCCAACCAAGCCAAAUCUGGAGCAGGGAGGGUUAGUUUGGUUGCUGAAUACAAAGUCCGGGGACACACCGUGAGGGACACCAGUGCACUGUUAUGCCAUGAUGGCAGCAUCCUGUUAGGCAUGUUAUGUUGUGCAGGUGCAAGUCGUGAGAACAAGUGAGCACAAUCCCCUGGUGUGGAUUUCAGCGCAGACUGACCAGGGAAGGUUCAUCGCUCAGCUGUUUCCCCUCAACAAACUUUUGAGUCUGGACCCCUCUUGAAGCCAUAUUGACAAGCAUCUUUUAGUUUUAUGUGUAGGACAGUAAUAUACUAUUAAAAUAGAGUGUGUAAAUGUUAUGUGUAAAUUAUUUUAAUUUCAGAGCGGUUCUCUGAGAACAUGUACAAUACUUCAUACCCGCUGAAGUCUUCAGUCAGAGUGAAAGUUGAGUAUUUCCAUACAACCACCCUCCUCUAAUGGAAAAAAUGUAGGAAUAUCCAUAAGUACUGAGGAUUUUGAAUCUCAACAUGUGUACAUCUUUACAGCCCGUUGUCUGACGUGGAUGCACUCGGCUUAUUUGACAAUACUUUCACUCAUGCUCUUUGUCUUACGAGGUGACAAUCAACUAACACUCUGAAAUGAUGCCAAGAAUACUCGCCAUAUGGAGACAGACUACAUACAUAAUGAAUACAAUGAGAUUUAAUUAAAGUUCUAAGAUGUAUGUGGUUUAAUAAGGUAUUUACUAUUUACAUCUUGAUGCUGUUUGUGCAAUAUGAAGAUACAGGCUGAUGUUUGCUAAUUCUCAAAAGGAUUUAUUCACAGAUAUUUAAAUGUACCUUUGAUUUCUUUAUUAAAACUGUUAUUUUUGUUAUAGAGCUGUAUUAAAUGAACAUUCUGUUGAAAUACCCUUCUACUUUAUUGUGCCGAAUCAUCCCAAGGAAUAUGUGUUUUUAAAGUGCCACCUGGUAAAAUUAACGACAAGUGUAACUGUGCAUCAAUUGCAAUAAUGUAAAUGAUUAUGUGCUAAAAAUGUCAAUAAUGUAUUCUAUAUGAACUUAUAAAUAGUAAUGUUUUUUUA
This is a messenger RNA of Pungitius pungitius (ninespine stickleback), 2886 nucleotides long. Its product is annotated as zinc finger protein 385C-like. Bases 442 to 1791 code for a protein of 449 amino acids. The transcript has 8 exons. Gene Ontology annotation, molecular function: zinc ion binding; nucleic acid binding. NCBI's taxonomy places the organism in Eukaryota, Metazoa, Chordata, Actinopteri, Perciformes, Gasterosteidae. The record is from RefSeq and is a predicted model, not a curated record. Gene Ontology annotation, cellular component: nucleus.